AUGUAUACUAAUUUUUUUACUGUGGAUUUUAUACGGCUUGAAGUUCUAUCAGCUGAUAAAGGUAAUUGCACUGCGGAAUUUACUGUUCAAGAAGAGCAACUAAACUACGGAGGUAGUCUUCACGGUGGUUGUACAUGCAGCCUCGUUGACAGUGUAUCUACCUACGCGUUGAUGACACACGCUAAGAAUCCUCAUCCUGGUGUCUCUGUUGACUUGCACGUCUCCCAUCCAGUUCUCAAUAGUAUUAUUGGUGCUCUUGAUAAACUCCUUGAGUUCUUCGACCCUCUUAAAAAUUUUAUUAACCAGCUUGUUAAGUAUCCUCGCCUCUUCCCGAACAUGUUCGACCAUCAUCACAACCUUGUCUUUGCUCUUAUCACUAUCAUCAACCCAUAUUUCUCCGCCGUAGGAGACCUGGGUAGCCUGACCCUCGGCAAGUUUCCAUUAACACUAGUGCAAGUAGAGUCGAGGUCUCCGCAGCACUGUGACCAGAAUCUCAAAUCAACCGCUGGGAUAUCCUGA
Molecule: messenger RNA, 519 nt
Organism: Cotesia congregata
Lineage: Eukaryota; Metazoa; Arthropoda; Insecta; Hymenoptera; Braconidae
Source: the annotation of a GenBank genome assembly